UUCAAGGGCUUCCUUAACCCCCCGCUUUGCCGCUGAGUGCCCGACGGCUUCAGGUCACCCCAAAGGGCUCUUGGUGCCCGCGACUAAAACAAUUCCAUACGUUUACUCCCACUGCUUGUCCUGCAGCUCUCGCUUGGCUGGCUUCUCUGAACCUCGCAUGCGGCUCGUAAAAAUCUCCGGCUUUCUCCUUUUCUUUCCUUUCCGCCUUCCUUCCGCUGCCUGUCCACUACGUCGCGUUCGAAGGAGCGACGGAAGUCUUCAGCAACGACGAAAGUAGAAAAGUGUACUUGAAGAACGAGGGUCGAACGAAGACGGUACGAAUAAAGGGAUUGAUUGGUGUACGUCGGUGUGGUGUUUCGGACAGAUACAGUCGUGAUCGUCCUCGUUUGUACGGGAAAAGGACAUAGAUCAGUAGUCGAAACCGAUCGCUGGUCAGACGCGUCGCCCGAUCGGGAACGGUCGACGUCGGAACGGACCAAAUUGGACGACGAUGAAGUGAUGAUACACGCGGAAAUUAAACGCGUUCUUUAAAAUUUCGCGGUUAAGUGGUGGUUCAGGAAUCGAACAAAGUGGGAAGAGGGUGUAUCGGUAAACGGAAGUGCACACGGCGGUACGGGAAGCGGAGCGAAGGGGUGGGCGAGGCAGAGAGCGGAGCAGAGAAGGGGGUGUCGUUCGGGAUCCUGCGUGGGCGAGUACCCGUGGUGGUUACGGUACUGCGCGAGCCGAGCCGAGCGCAGACGGAUCGCGGGGGUGAGCCGUCGCUCGGCAUACGUCGAACUAGGUGCCCCGUGUUGGGGCGUCUCCUGCCAUCGAGCAUCGGUGUCGUGCAGUCGAUCGGGGGACGACCACCGCCUUCUUCGAAAGUCACCGUUUGGUCCCGAAUCGAAUCAGAUCGUACAGCACCGGACUGGAUUGGAUCGGAACGGGCGCAUCCCGCCUUCCUCGUCACCCGUUUAAUUCCCCACCGUGGUGUCAGCGCAGACACGGCGACGACGAUGAGACCACGACGAUGGUGCUCGUGGUAGCGCGACCACAGUGCGUCGUGGCCAGUGCGGGCGUCGGCAUCGUCGUCGGUUGUGCACGCGAUCGGACGAGCAAGGAGAUGGUGUCCCCAGAUCGUUCGAAUAAAAGUGAUUUGGUUGCUAACGCUGCCGCCGUCAGUGCCGUGUCCGCGUAUCCCAACGUAAUCGACGUCGUAGCCGUUGCCUUCGCCUUCGCCGCCGCCGCCGCCGCCGUCACCAGCGUCGUCGUCGUCGUCACCGCCAGCGCUGCCGUUACUAUCGCUGCCGUCACUACCACCGUCAACGCUGCCGUGACUGUCACCGCCAAUCCCGCCACUGCCAAUACUGCCGUUUUUGACGUCGCGAGCAUGUUCGUCCUCGCUGCCAACCAGGCUUCCAGUGCGUCUCGUCAGACAGUUUAACACCCUCAUAUCCCAAACGGUUCGGUUAGCGUGCACCGGAGUCUUGUAGGGAAUCCGGAAGUAACUGACGAACGGAGAAGAAAAG
This is a messenger RNA of Ceratina calcarata, 1508 nucleotides long. RefSeq lists its product as uncharacterized. The transcript has 2 exons. Bases 1010 to 1423 code for a protein of 137 amino acids. The record is from RefSeq and is a predicted model, not a curated record. Lineage: Eukaryota; Metazoa; Arthropoda; Insecta; Hymenoptera; Apidae.